CGAAAAGGUCAGUUAUAAUAAAAUGUUUCUCAGAUUCCUAAUUGUUGCUUGUGCGAUUUGUGCAAAUGUAAGCGGAUAUAGUACUUUUUAUGAAUGGUUCGUGUCAACUACCGAUGAGGUCCCAUCUUUAAAGUUGGUGAAGUUUGGAAAUAAAAGUUAUUACAUUCACAGUGAUUUUAAGGCAAGUUAUUAUAAAGCUACGCAAUUUUGCAAUUACCAUGGCAUGAGACUAGUGAGCGUCAUGUCUAAUAGUGAAAACGAUUUUCUUCAUAAGGAAAUAACCGAAAUUGGCUUUAGCUUUUGGACAUCUGGAACAGUAGAUGGCGUUGAUCAAUGGACAUGGAUGUCUAAUGGCAGACAAAUAUUAUCUUAUAAAAAUUGGAAUAUAGGCGAGCCAAACAACUGGGACGAAAAAUGUCUCGAAAUAUUGGCGAUAGGUAAAUGGAAUAGUUUAGACUGUUACAAAUCUAGAUAUUUCAUUUGCGAAGCUCCUAAUAUCGAAACCAAAAAUUCUGGCUGCAAAAUAUAGGCCCGUCUUAGACAUGAAGAUUAGGAGUAACAAUUUUUUUCUAAUUAUUAUUGUAAUGGUAAGACUAAUGUGCGACACAAAAAUGAAUGUAUACCUUUAAAUAUUUUUUGUAAAUAAAUAUAAAAUUUUACAAAGUA
Molecule: messenger RNA, 666 nt
Organism: Anoplophora glabripennis (Asian longhorned beetle)
Lineage: Eukaryota; Metazoa; Arthropoda; Insecta; Coleoptera; Cerambycidae
Product: perlucin-like
Exons: 5
Coding region: 23-529 (168 amino acids)
Biological process (GO): biological process involved in interspecies interaction between organisms
Cellular component (GO): external side of plasma membrane
Molecular function (GO): carbohydrate binding
Source: RefSeq, a predicted model, not a curated record